AGACGCUUAGGCCCAACUAGCAAGCCCAACCCUUCCAGUUUCCAGGGAAAUAGAUCCACCCGAACAAUUUUUUUUUUAUUAUUAUCGCGAAUGGCAACAGCCCACAGUUAAAUGGCAUCCAUCUUCAGUCACGAGGACCUGACCACUUGGGUUGGCGAUGGGUGAGAUGGCCGGAGCCGGAGCUCACCAACUACUGCUGACGUUAAUUGCCGGCGCCUCAGCGCUCGUCGGCGCUCUCUGUACCGUCGGAGCAGUCGCCGGAUCCAUUCAUCGCCGCAACUCCGCACUCAAAAGAGAGAAAAAUGGAAAGCUGUGUGGGGUAUGCAAAGGAAGUGGCUAUUACUCAUGCAAGUUAUGCAAAUCAAAGGGUACAAUACAAUGGUCGCCCCUUUAUGAUCCAGUGGUGAUUAACCCAUGUGUUUGUCCCACUUGUGAGGGAAACAAGGUUCAGAAAUGUCUCAACUGUUUGGGCUUUGGCCUUGUGUAGCAAACUCUUUGAGGAUGCCAGAAGUCAUGAAUUAGGGCAAAAAAUAUUGCGCAUCCCG
Molecule: messenger RNA, 545 nt
Organism: Cuscuta campestris
Lineage: Eukaryota; Viridiplantae; Streptophyta; Magnoliopsida; Solanales; Convolvulaceae
Source: the annotation of a GenBank genome assembly